CGGGACCAGUGGUUUUCUUGUGGCUUAGAUUCAAUUCCCGCUUUCCUUCGUCUCAAACCCAAUAACUCUGGCCAUGCGAAGCCCAGCCGCCCCACAGCCAGAAAUGGCCAUUUCCCAUCUCUCGGCCGGCCCGACCCACCUCCCACUGCCGCCCCUCAGCCUCAGUUCCCGUCGCCCCUGCACCCCAAGAACCAUCAGAACGAGGACCCUGCCCGACACAAAUCUAAAUCCUGCCGACAAGAAGCUGAAGUGGGUCCUCCGGGUGAGCCCGGUUGGCCAAGCUCCCAGCCCGGCGAAACCCCCUGUCGACGUGGACCGGCUGGUGGAGUUCUUGUACGACGAUCUCCCUCACCUGUUUGAUGAUCAGGGGAUCGACCGGACGGCGUACGACGAGCGUGUGAAGUUCAGGGACCCCAUCACCAAGCAUGACACAAUUGCCUGGUAUCUGUUCAAUAUAGCGUUCUUGAAGAUCAUCUUCAGCCCUCAGUUCUAUCUGCAUUGGGCGAAGCAGACAGGACCAUAUGAAAUAACUACGAGAUGGACUAUGGUGAUGAAGUUCAUGCCACUGCCAUGGAAGCCGGAGUUGAUCUUCACUGGGACCUCCGUCAUGGGCAUCAACCCCGAUACCGGGAAGUUCUGCAGUCAUGUGGAUUACUGGGAUUCCAUACAGAAGAAUGAUUACUUCUCCUCGGAAGGUCUGUGGGAUGUGUUUAAGCAGCUCAGGAUAUACAAGACUCCUGACUUGGAAACACCCAAGUACCAAAUACUUAAGAGGACCGCAAAUUAUGAGGUAAGAAAAUAUGAGCCUUUCAUAGUGGUUGAAACAGACGGAGAGAAGCUGUCCGGUUCAAAAGGGUUCAACGAUGUCGCCGGGUAUAUUUUCGGAAAAAAUUCUUCUCAAGAGAAGAUACCGAUGACAACUCCCGUCUUCACCCAGGCAUUUGACAACAAACGGUCUAAAGUAUCGAUCCAGAUAGUUCUUCCUCUUGACAAAAACAUGAGCAACUUACCUGAUCCGAAUCUAGAGGGAAUCAGCUUGAGAAAAGUUGAGGGUGGAAUUGCUGCUGCUCUGAAGUUCAGUGGAAAACCAGUGGAGGAUGUGGUGCUCAAGAAAGAGAGGAAGCUUCGGUCUAGUCUUGAAAGAGAUGGGCUCAAACCUAAGAUAGGUUGCUUGCUUGCCCGGUACAAUGAUCCAGGAAGAACUUGGAGCCUUAUGCUGAGGAACGAAGUGCUGAUAUGGCUCGAAGAUUUCAAGUUAGAUUAAGCUAAUUCGUGAGAUGUCCCACUUUGGAGUUGUUAUCUCGGUGUCCGUCAAUACCAGCCAUGGGAAAUGUAUAAAGGCUGUGUCUUGGUAUCAUAAAGCGAUCUUCGCAUAAAUGUGAUAUACUACAGAUCAAGUCCAGAGAAACGAGAAACAUCUGAUGCUGAUGAUUAUGCUGUCAGGAGCAUUCUUGAAGGAAAAGCUUGGAACAGUUCGCCAUGAUUCUUGUUCUUGUUCUUUUUUGUAUGCACAGAGAAUAACACUGAACUGAACACCCUUUACAGUAAUGUAGUGAAUUUUUUGUUGUCUCUGACUAUUCCACAGUACGUAAGCGCCGUUGUUCUUGAGCUAAUUAGUUUUCAAGUGCCCAA
Punica granatum (pomegranate) is the source of this 1632-nucleotide messenger RNA. NCBI's taxonomy places the organism in Eukaryota, Viridiplantae, Streptophyta, Magnoliopsida, Myrtales, Lythraceae. The record is from RefSeq and is a predicted model, not a curated record.